GGUGUCACCAUUGCUGUCGCCUCCUUCUUCGCCUUCUGCCUCAGCGGGCGGCAGUUCCUGGAGCCGCUGGAGCCAGGGCAGGAGGGUGACCUGGACAUGUAUGUCCCUCUCUCCACCCUCCUCCAGUUCUUCUUCUACGCCGGCUGGCUGAAGGUUGCAGAGCAGAUCAUUAACCCUUUUGGAGAAGAUGACGAUGACUUUGAGACCAACAAGCUGAUAGACAGGAACCUGCAGGUGUCCCUGCUCUCUGUGGAUGACAUGUACCAGAACCUGCCACCUGCCGUGAAGGACAAAUACUGGAAUGAGUCCACGGCUCAGCCCCCCUACACCACGGCCACAGCCUUUUCCACGGCCACAGCCGCUGAGACCUUGAAGCCUUCCUUCCUGGGCUCCACCUUCGACAUGCGCAUGUGCGAGGAUGCAGAGCAGAGCCAGCUGCCGGAGGCCUCGCCGAGCGUGCCGCGCAUCCAGACGCCCCUGCUCAGCCGCUUCUUCGCUGCCGCAUCCCCCGCCAUCAGCAUCAAAAACUUCAGCCGGGGUAGCCGAGCCCACCCCCACCUGCGGCGUCCCCGCACAGAUGGCAGCUUCCCCUCCCCUUACCCCAACCGCUCCGAGGACCUUGAGUCGGUGGCCCGUAUAGAAGAGGAGGAGACAGAGGAUGAGGAGAGCCGGGCCAGCGAGUCCACCACACCUGGCGGUCACCCAGGGGGGAUCCAGCCGCCGGAGGCCUCCGAAACACAGAGGAAGGAGCUGCCACUGAUCCGGGUGAAGUUACCAUCCAGUGAGAGCAUCAGGGCUGACCAGCUGGAGGUCUGGGAGCCCUGA
Molecule: messenger RNA, 825 nt
Organism: Fulmarus glacialis (Northern fulmar)
Lineage: Eukaryota; Metazoa; Chordata; Aves; Procellariiformes; Procellariidae
Product: bestrophin-4-like
Exons: 4
Molecular function (GO): chloride channel activity
Source: RefSeq, a predicted model, not a curated record